This is a messenger RNA of Eutrema salsugineum, 3785 nucleotides long. RefSeq names its product translocase of chloroplast 159, chloroplastic. The coding region runs from base 220 to 3633 and encodes 1137 amino acids. Gene Ontology annotation, cellular component: chloroplast outer membrane. The transcript has a single exon. Gene Ontology annotation, biological process: protein targeting to chloroplast. The record is from RefSeq and is a predicted model, not a curated record. Gene Ontology annotation, molecular function: GTP binding. NCBI's taxonomy places the organism in Eukaryota, Viridiplantae, Streptophyta, Magnoliopsida, Brassicales, Brassicaceae.
UCACUCUCUCUGUGGUCGUCUCGUCUUCCACACCAUCACUUCCAUAGCCACAAGCUUCAGAUAAACCCUAACAAAACCCCAAAAAGACCUUCUCAGACAAACAGAAAAUCACAAAAUACCUCUUUUUGUGUCCUUCUUCCUUGCCGAUUCACGUUUCCUUUGUUUCCUUCUGUGUCUCUUCCUUUGUGUAUUACUAUAAACUAUACAAAAAAAGGUAAUAUGGAGCCAAGAGGUAUUUCAAUUCUUGCGGUCGAUUCGGAGAAGCCUCGAGCUAUUGCGAUUCCUGCGGCAAGAGCGGUGGCGGCUGAUGCGUUUCUUCUCACUCGCACUCUCUCUGGCACGUUUUCCUCUGCAGGUUCUGUUCCGAUUCGUGCACCUCUUACAAUUGAUGACGGUGAUGAUUCUGGUUCUGCAACCGAUGAACAUAACUCAGAUAUUAGUAACGCUAGUAAUUACAGUAGGGGAGUUGAUUCUGGGACUGAUGACGGAUUCGAGUCUGUUUCGGGUGAUGCAGACGAUGAGACUGAGUUAGAGGAUGUGAUUAUGGGUGGGGUUAGGGUUCACAGAGUUCUAGGGGAUAAUCCAGGUGGAGAAACUGGAGAUGGGAGUGAUUUUUCAGGUGGGAGUGUGAUUUAUAGACCAUUUGCAGGUGAUAUUGAGGAGGAAACGUCGUUGAAUUACUCUUCUUUGGAGGAGGAGAGUGAGAACAACAGUGAAGAUGUUGAUGGAGUUAGCGAGAGUGAAGUUAGUGAAGCCGAUGGAGUUAGCAUGAAAGCUAAAGUGGUCAUUCCUCGGGCCAUUUUGUCUUUGGAUGAUGAUGAAUUUGAUGAAAUUUUGGGUAGUGAUGAUGAAGGGGCUGCUUUGUUGCGUGUAACAAAGGCUCCAGGUGGUGAAGAAACCGAAGAUAGGACAUCGCAGUUUGGAGGUGUUGGAAUGGCUGAUGAACCAGAGUGUUCGGAUUCUGUGAUAGGUGAAUUCGUUUCCACAGAAGAAGAAGUGGUGAUGGACAAUACAGAUGAAUUGGAUAAUGGUUUGAAGUCGUUUGGGAAUACUGAUGAGCAGAGUCUUGGUGUUCCAACAGGAGGUGCUAAUGAUUUUAUCGUGGAAAAAGAAGGGAAUUCUACUGAGUCGGCCAUGGGAUUCGGUGGAAAUUCCAAGCAACUUGUUGAGCAUGAAGUUCAAAGAAGUAUCAUCAAUAAUGAUGGUGGUGGUAGCAUUCAUGAAGUUGACACAUUGAUGAAGCCAUGUGAUGUAGAAGGAGUGGACGAUAAUGCAGUUGAAUCAGGAAAAAUGGGAAGGGUUGAUAAACCAGAGUGCUCAGGUUCUGUUACAAGUGAAAUUGUUUCCACGGAUGAAGAUAUGGUGCAAGUAAAAAUUUCUGACAAUGGUUUGGUGUCCGUUGAGACUAGUCUAGGUGUUGCACCGGGAGAUUGUAACGAGUUUCUGGUGGAAAGUGAAGGAAACGUUGUUGAUGCGGAUAGAGGAUUAGAUGAAACUUUCAGCAAGGAGAGUGGUAACAGAACUGAUGAUAAUAGGUCUUGUGAAGCAGAUGAAUCGAUGAUUCCAGGUGAGGGGUCUAUUGGAAUAGGAAGAAAAGAAUCAGGGGAUGAAGUCACUGGAAAUAUGAUAGGCGAAUCAAAAGAACACUGUGAGAAUGAUUGUGGUGCUGUUAGCGAAUUAGAAAAAUCUGAAUGCAAGGGCGAACCUGAAAUUGGUUUGAGUUCUGAAACUUUUCAGUUGAGUCCAACUCUGAAUGCUGUAACGACGAGGAACCUUGAGGUCGAUGGAGGCAUAGAUGUUGUUGUAAGUGGGUGUGGUUCUUCUGACCAAAAAGCUGAACAAGAAGCUGAAAAUGAAGGAAAGCAAGAAUCGGAGGAUAUUAAUAGGAAGUUAUCACUUGCUGAUGAAGAUAGAGCACCAAGUUUAAGAAAUUCCUUUGAGACUGCCAGUGAGAGUCCGGAAAAGAGGGGCCAGAUUUUAGAACAGAUCAAUAAGCAAGUCUUUUUUCAGUCUGAUACUGAACCUAAUCAAAUCUCCAUAGAAGAAACGAGCUUGCUUUCAGUUAAAGAUGUUGAGAGAACCAUGCUUGAAAAUUCUUGUGUAACUACUUAUGCUGAAGUGGAAAAUGAGACGCAGAUGGCACGGCUGGUUAACAAUCACACUUUUAUGGGGAAAAACACUGAAUCCAAUUUUCAGAAUUGUUCUGAAGAAUUAUCCCCUGAUAAUUCUGUGCAGCUGAUAAGUGAGAAAGUGAAGGAAAGAGUCGAGAAGACCAAGCUCUUGAAAGAAAAGCUCCAGAGGAUUAUAAGAACAAUAGAUCUUGGCGGUGAAAAUUCAGCUGUUACUGAAGUUGAGUCUAAGCUGAGCCUAGCUGAUGGAGAACAUCAAACGUCUUUAGGGCUUGAUUACGUGUCCGACGGAACAAAGAUAAUGCUGCCUGAACAAGAGUUUCCAGAUGAUCUAGACUUCUCCAUUAAUGUCCUUGUUAUCGGGAAAACCGGGGUGGGAAAAAGUGCAACGGUUAAUUCUAUCUUUGGGGAGACUAAGUCUCCUGUUGGUGCAUUCCGAGUUACCACAAAGUCUGCAAAUUACGUAGUUGGGAAUGUAGGAGGAGUCCUGAUAAGAGUACUUGACACGCCAGGCCUCGUGUCUUCUGCAACUGAGGAACAGUAUAAUCAGGAUGUCCUAAUGUCGAUAAAGAAGAGCAUAAGAGCGUUCCCAGUUGAUGUCUUCCUUUUUAUUGACCGUCUAGACGAUAAUCCAGACAUCCAUUUACUUAGAAUCGUCACCAGUUCUCUGGGCUCAUCAAUAUGGCGAAACGCUAUCGUGGUCCUAACUCAUGCAGCUUCCGAUGUCCCAGAUUCUUCAAGCUGCAAAGACUUUAUUGCUCAGAGAUCUUCUCUUAUGCAUCAAUCAAUCAGACAAGCAGUUCCGGAGUUAGCGUAUGUAGACCAGAGCAAGAUGCCUGGAAUUGUUCUGGCAGAGAACAACAACUUGAGCUCUUUAUGUGGAAACAAAACCAGCGAAUCUACUUGCGUGGACUGGAGAUUGAACCUACUGAUACUAUGUUGCUCGGUUAAAAUCGGGUCAAAAGCGGAUUCUUUGCAAAAGCACAAGGCCAUUAUAGAAAAGGCCGGUGUUAUUGGUUCCCAGCGUCGGUCUUUCACUGUAUUCUGUUCUUUGUGGAAUGUGUUGCUUCUCGGGGCUAAUUCAGGACACGCUUCUCAUUCGCAAGAUGAUUUAGAGGAGAAGAAAAGACGUUUACUGGAUUCUUACCCUGAAAUCCUCUGGGACGAUCAGAGUCAGGAAAGUCUCGAGCCAGAAGACGAGGAGACAAGACAUGAAAACGGAAAUGUAAACAAGGGCUUGGAAAGAGGAACAGUUCAUGGUCGUGUGAGAACAAGAAGAGGAAGACUUGGAUUCCAAGCAACAAAAAGGUUUGGUAUCUAUCUCGAUACAUCUGAUUUGCACACAGGGUUUUCCAUUGGAAGCCGAGGCUGUAGAAAACACGAACAAGAAGAAGAAGAAGAAAGGAGGAUCUUGGUGAGGAUGAGAGGCUCGAUGUCUGUUUUAGGAUUGGUUCCUAUGUUUAUGUCUGUCUUCACCUGUGUCUAUGGUCGAAAAGAUAAUUAGAUUGCUCAAGUUAUAGAUUUUGUAACACAGCAUAUGUAAAAUAGCAUAAAGGCUUGGUUUAUGCGAUUGACCAUACAAAAAAAGUACUAAUUCUAAUUCUAAUGUUGCGGAGAUAAGCAACAUACAGUAGUAUUUCAAUUAUAAAGUUCAUU